AUGAGCACAUACCACGCUGCAUUUUGGUCCUCCGAACCUUCCAACUACUCCUCCUCAGACGAGGAGGGCGACGAUCGUGACAGACACACCCCGGCCCUGCAGAAAGAGCAGAAGGUGAAGAAGAAGGUGGAGGAAGGAGAGAGUGUGGUACUGAAAUGUAACCCUCCCUUCAGCACUGUUCCUCCUGUCAUCCACUGGAUGGAUGAGCGAAUGCAUCACAUUGAGCUAAAUGAUCGUGUAACCCAGGGCCGGGACGGGAACCUAUACUUCUCUCACGUCACCGUCGAUGACACCCGUAUUGACUACACCUGUAACGCCCAGUACCUCAGCGCUCGCACCAUCCUCUCCAAGGAACCCAUCACCCUGACUGUUACAACCUCUAACUCAGUGGUUCGGAGCCGAAGGCCCCAGAUGAUGAGGCCCUCGGGGACCCACAGCACUUACCACGCCCUCCGAGGCCAGAGCCUGGAGCUAGAGUGCAUCGUCCAGGGCCUCCCUACCCCUACAGUCCAGUGGGUGAGGAAGGACGGUCAGCUGUCCGAGUCCCGUACGUCCAGACAUCUGUUUGACCGUCUGCUGCGCAUCAGUAACAUCUCAGAUAGCGACGGGGGAGAGUACCAGUGUUCAGUCAACAACUCACAGGGCAAGGUCACACACACCUACACCGUUAGCGUCGAAGCGGCUCCAUACUGGACCAAGGAGCCAGUCAGCCAGCUCUAUGCCCCAGGAGAGACGGUGAAACUGGACUGUCAGGCUGAUGGCAUCCCGUCUCCUGCUGUCGCCUGGAGCAUCAACGGAAAACCCAUCACAGGCAUAGACCCAACCCCUAGGCGUACUGUGAGAGAUAGAACUCUGAUUCUGAGAGAUGUGGUCUUCACUGAUACAGCAGUCUACCAGUGUCAGGCCCACAACAAACACGGAACCAUCCUAGUCAAUACCUACAUCUUCGUCAUUGAACUGCCUCCUCAGAUCCUGAAUGCUGACGGACAGAAGUACAACUUCACAGAGGGACAGAUGGCUGUACUGCAGUGUCAGACCUUCGGCUCUCCCAGACCUAAAGUAACAUGGGAGAGGAACAGCAGCGCUUCUCUACUGGCUGAGCCCAGGGUUAACCUGCUGACCAAUGGAAACCUCCAGAUCACCAACGUCUCCCACGGCGACGAGGGCCUGUACACCUGCUCCGUUAGCAAUACCAACCUAUCAAUCAACGCUGACCUGGAUGUCAUGAACAGGACAGUGAUCCUGUCUCCUCCUGGGUCUCUGCUUGUUCAGCCUGGUAAGACGGCCAUCUUUACCUGCCUGGCACAGGUGGACCCCAAACUGACCCCUCCACACAUUCAGUGGAAGAGGAGCGGACAGGAACUCUUUCAGUCAUACGCAGAGGACAAGUACACAUUUGAGGGCCCAGACCUGAUUGUGGCCAAUGUGCAGACAGAAGACGAGGGUGUUUACACCUGUGAGGUCAUCACCAACCUGGACAGGGUUGAGGCCAGCGGGUCCAUCAUUAUAGUCGACCGUCCAGACCCCCCGACCCAGCUCCAGGUCUCUGACCCUAAGGACCGCAGUGUCACCCUGAGUUGGACCGCAGGAGAUGACCACAACAGCCCUGUCAUAGUGUUUGUGGUGGAGUUUGAAGAUGGUGACUCUAAGGAGCGGGGUUGGGAGGAGCUGAAGAGAGUCAGUGGAACUCAUGAGAGCGUUACCAUUUCUCUGCAACCAUACAUGUCCUACCGCUUCCGGGUCAUCUCCAUCAACAACAUCGGGAAGAGUGACCCCAGCAUGCCCUCUGACCUUCACAGCACCCCACCUCAAGCUCCAGACAAUAACCCAGAGAAUGUGAGGAGUGAGUCUACAGACCCAGACACACUGGUCAUCACAUGGGAGGAGAUGGACAGGCGUGUGUUUAACGGCCCAGAGUUCCACUACAAGGUGUUCUGGAAAAGGGUGGUAGGUGACACAACCUGGUACUCUGAUGUCUCCACUGAGCCACCGUACAUCGUCACUGAAGUGGGCAACUUCUCCGCCUUUCAAAUCAAAGUUCAGGCUGCCAAUCAGAAAGGAGAUGGACCUGAGCUAGACCCUGUGACUGGUUACUCUGGAGAGGACAUCCCCCUGAAGGCUCCUCAGAAUGUGACUAUGGAGCUGCUCAACAGUUCAGCCAUCAGGGUGACAUGGGAACCAGGGAACGAAAAGACUGUCAGAGGACACCUGCUGGGAUAUAAGAUCCACCUGCUGAGGUUUGGCUCCAGGGGCCACCACCAAGGCCGCAGGGCUAGAGAGCCAGACACCAGUGUUGAGGUGGAGACAGGGCCCAAAGAGGAGAAGAGGGUCCUGGGGGGACUCAGACCCUACUCUCACUACACCCUCACUGUCACUGUGUUCAACAGCAAGGGAGAGGGCCCCCCCUCCAAGACCCUGUCCUUUGAAACUGACGAGGGAGCUCCUGGCCCCCCGAUGUCCUUACGCCUGGACAGCCAUGCAGGCACAGAGAUGACCCUACACUGGACACCUCCUGCCCAACCCAACGGGGUUCUCAAAGGAUACCUGCUGCAGUACCAGAGUGUCGUAAAGAGUGACAGCCCGAUGCAGGUGGAGACGAUAGACGAUCACAAGGUCACUCACCUGACCCUGAAGCAGUUGGACCCUCACAGCCGCUACCGCUUCUACCUGAGGGGGCGCACCUCGGCCGGGGACGGAGAGCCUAUCACCAGGGAGGGAGCUACCACACUGGACGGAGCUCCUCCGUCCAACAUCAGCUUGUAUGUAGGAGAGCAGUCUGUUAACCUGAGCUGGGUGCCAGGACAGAGACAGAGGAGUGUGAGCUUCCAGGUCCAGUACCUCAACAAGCAAGACGGUGGGAAGUGGAAGCAGUCUGAGAAGCUGAACUCGUCUGCAUCAUUCUACCAGCUGAAAGGCCUGACCCCGGGGUCACAGUACCGCCUCAGAUUCACCUUCAGCAACAACACCUUCUGGGAGACUGAGAUCACCACAAAGGGAGCAGGGGUGAUGGAUGUGCAGACAGGCUUUGCUACUCAGGGCUGGUUUAUUGGGCUCGUGAGCGCCAUCGUGCUGUUGCUGCUGGUGCUGCUCAUCCUCUGCUUUAUCAAGAGAGGCAAAGGGGGAAAGUAUUCAGUCAAAGAUAAGGAGGAGGGUCAGGUAGACUCUGAGGCGCGCCCUAUGAAGGAUGAAACAUUCGGAGAGUACAGUGACAACGAGGAGAAGCGGACAGCCAGCCAACCAUCUCUGUGUGAUGAGAGCAAACUGUGUAUCAGUGACGACAACCUGGAUGGCUAUAACAAUGGUAGCAUUGCUGUCACCGAGGUGACCAUGGAAGACUCCCUGGUCAGCCAGUACAGCCGACCCAGCGAAGCCACCCCGGACCCGGGCACACUGCAGGACAGCUCCCCCCUCAAUCCCAACACCACCACCAAUGGCCUGCCCAACUCGGCCGCCAUUUUAGAUUAGGCUAGUUAGUUAGAGGUGACCGUUUUAGAUAAUCCCGUUGCCUUAGUAACUGUUUAUCUGUUAGACCAAGAUAUCUCUGUCAACUACAGUAUAACAUGUCAACAAUAUAAACAUGUCCACUGCCCACACACUCCUAGCUAUCUCUAACAUCUAUCUAGCUAUCUACUUGACUGACUUUUCCAUUGAUAAGAUCACUGACUAUAUGAUCAAUAUACUACUGACCAUUCAGAAGCAUCUGUUAUUCUACAAUGUUAUCUAUCUAGCCAUAUACAGUAUUAUAGAUAUGUACAACAUGUUCAUUAUGAGUUCCAGUGCCUACUGGCCCUCAACACAGAGCACCAGAUUACAUCCUUACUCUAGUCCUCUCUCCUCUUCUACUCUACUCCACUCUUAUCUACUCUAUUCCUCUUUUAUCCACUCUGCUCCUCUCUUAUCUACUCCUCUCUUAUCUACUCUAUUCCUCUCUUAUCUACUCUACUCCUCUCUAAUCUAUUCUACUCCUCUCUUAUCUACUCUACUCCUAUCUACUCUACUCCUCUCUUAUAUACUUUACUCCACUCUUAUCUACUCUACUCAACUCUUAUCUACUCAUAUCUACUCUAAUCCUCUGUUAUCUACUCUACUCCCAUCUACUCUACUCCUCUCUUAUAUACUCUACUCCACUCUUAUCUACUCUACUCCACUCUUAUCUACUCUACUCCACUCUUAUCUACUCUCCUCCACUCUUAUCUACUCAUAUCUACUCUACUCCUCUCUUAUCUACUCUACUCCACUCUUAUCUACUCAUAUCUACUCUACUCCUCUCUUAUCUACUCUACUCCACUCUUAUCUACUCUACUAUACUCCUCUUCUCCUCUGUACUCUACUCUACCCCUCUUCUCCUCUCUACUCUUAUCUACUCCUCUCCUCUCUAAUCUACUCUACUCCUCUCUUAUCUACUCUACUCCUCUCUUAUCUACUUCUCUCUUAUCUACUCUACUUUACUCAUCUUCCCCUCUCUACUCUACUCCUCUCCUCUUAUUUACUCUUAUUUACUCUACUCUAAUCUACUCCACUCUAAUCUACUCCUCUCUACUCUAAUCUACUCCUCUCUACUCCACUCCUCUUCUCUACUCUAAUCUACUCCUCUCUUCUCUACUCUACUCCUCUCUUCUAAUCUACUCCUCUCUACUCUUCUCUAUUCUAAUCUACUCCUUUCUCUAUUCUAAUCUACUCCUCUCUACUCUACUGUACUCUACUCCUCUCUACUUUACUGUACUCUACUCUCGCCUUUUCACCACAAGAGUGACUUCAUUAUUGGUAUGAUAUUGUAAUUUAUAUAUAGACCUCUAGCUUUCUGUAUCUAUUCUGUCUGUCUCUUUCUACGGUGUAUUAAACUGUCAGCUGAUAAAUGUAAUCUUUCCCAUACCUCUUCAUGUCAUAGUAUAGCAUAACAUAACACUAUUACACGCUAUAAUGUGUGGUAGGGAGCAGUAGUUCUGUAUAUUUACAGUUAGCUGGUAGUAAAAUACACAGAUUCUCUCUAUCUUUCAAGCCAUGAACAAUGCACGCUGGCAAUCCAAAACAGGCUUACCUGAUCAGCAGAUUGGGCUGAAAGGCAUAUGCGUAGAUUGGUUGCUUUAUGCAUCUAAUGUGUAGAAUGUGUUCUUUGUAGGGCUGAGUAGAACUAAUAUUUACAUGCCAAAAACACUUUGUUUUGAAUUAGACAAUGGUAAGAAUGAUGACAAGAAGUAGACAGAAACAAGCAUUUAGAGGAGAACAGAGGUAUCUCUCCAGAGAGGAACGAGACCGAAAAAGAUCAUGUUUUUUUAAAUGUCGCUCUGAAUGUAAAUACAACCCAAAAUAUUGUUAUUUAUCGAUGAGUUUGUUGGAUAAAAAUGUGUGUUUUAAGUUUACUUUAAAGUUGACUUAAAAAUACAUUUCAUUUGUGUUUUGUAACAACGAACCGAUGAAUGAAUACUUGUUUUGAAGGUGAUGACGGUGAUUUGGCUGUUAAAACAAAUAUUCAAUAGUACGGAAAAAAACUAAAAGGAAAAAAAUGUAUCUUCACACCAUUUCAUGUUGCAAACGCUCAAAAAGAAAACUAAAAAUAUACAUUUUACAUCACUACUAGUAGAAGUGCGCAUGUGAGAUUUGGUUCUGGGUGUCGAGAUUAAUCAGUAGCUAAUGUCAUUUUAAAAUAUACAAUAGAAUCAAAACCCACCUAUUGAAAGCAGAGGUUAAAAAGUAGGCUAAUGUUCCUCAUGUACAUCAAUGUUUUGUUUCCUGACUUUUAUAGUGUCCCUUUGCAGUCCAGUUUACAUUUACUGUUUGAAAAUGCAAUUUAUUCCCUAUGUAGUGCACUAAUUAUGGGACUAGGUUGCCAUUUCAUACACUUUUUGUGCUGAGGCAGUGUGAUGAUGAGGCAAGGAGGGAUGCAGUGAGCUAGCUUGUGAUGAAGCACCACAGGGAGCAUAUGCAAUGUGCUGGCUCUGCUCUCACUGCUCACCCAGUCAAUCUAGCCUACCGUCUAUUCUGAGACAGACCCAGGUUCAAAUAAGAUUAUUUUUAUUUCAAAGAAGAGUUUGAUUGGGCCUGCCUGGAUCGCCGGAGACCAAUGUUUGCACUUUUGGGACUACUCUAUUUGUUCCAUUGUGCCAGGCAAUCUCAAUCAAGCACAGCUUGAAGUAUUUGAGAAAGGGUGAAUACUAUUUGAACCCAGGUCUGACUGCAAGCCAAACCGUUACUGUUCAGUGCAUCCCCAGGGAGAUGGGAUAGAGAAAGUGGGAUUGUCUCUGGCUUGGCAGAAAGACAGUGGGUCUGAACGAGAGGUUUGAGUGAGCCCAGCUCCCUGUAGUUUGCUGUUACAGACACACUCAGGACACUCAUAUGGGAAUGAGAAAAUUAAGUAAUAUGCCAGUUAUUCUAUCACGACUAUGGAUUGCGUCACAAAUGGCUCCCUAUAUAGUGCACUACUUAUGACCAGAGCCCUUUGUGUUCAGAGAAAUAACCAUAUGCCCUGGUCAAAAGUGCACUAUAUGGGGAAAUAGUGUGCCAAUAGAGCUGCUAACCAUCUGUGUUUAUCAUAGUGUGAUUUCAGGACAAAUGUUUGCUUUGAAUGAGUGAACUACUGAACACACAGAUACUCACUCUACUGCCUGCCAGCCUGCCUGCCUAUAUAUCUAUCUGGCUUUGCUUUGCUUCUUACGUGGUCAGUGAGGAGAUUGUCUAAGCCAGACUUAGCGCCAGCGUUUGUUUUUUCCCCUCUGUUACUUUCCUUUCCUGUUUUUUAUACUUACAACAUAAAAGCAAAUAAAAAAGUGAAUAAGAAUUGCAUAUAGAGGAGAAUGACAGCAACAGCUUAUUUUAGGACAUGACAUUCAUGGAUUUAUAUUUGUGAUGGAGGGAGGGGAAGGACACUAUGUACACUAUGUAUUUCACUGCCUGAAGAAAGACAGAAUGCCUCUGUGUGCUUUGUUUGGGGUGCAACACUGGUAAAAUGGAUUUGGGGGACUGGAAGGUACAGUAGUGAAUUCACACCCUGGUCCCAGAUCUGUUUGGGUUGUAUAGCAAACUAUGGUUGUUAUCAUGCUAAAGUCGUAGGAGUUGGCAAGACAGUACAAACCGAUCUGGGACUGGGCUAGUGUGCUCGUGCCAUUGGUUGAGACUGAAGUGAAGUGGGUUGGGAUCACUGUAUGGAGGGGGUCUUGUACUGUAUGUUAUGGGCCCAAUGACAAUGUAACUAUCUGCAUUAUGAAUCAGCUACUUGUAACUAAAUAUGUGAUUGUUUAAAUAAAAAGAACUUGGAACAAUCUGA
Molecule: messenger RNA, 7261 nt
Organism: Oncorhynchus masou masou (cherry salmon)
Lineage: Eukaryota; Metazoa; Chordata; Actinopteri; Salmoniformes; Salmonidae
Product: neural cell adhesion molecule L1-like
Exons: 24
Coding region: 1-3465 (1154 amino acids)
Biological process (GO): cell-cell adhesion; brain development; axon guidance
Cellular component (GO): axon; plasma membrane
Molecular function (GO): cell-cell adhesion mediator activity
Source: RefSeq, a predicted model, not a curated record